GGGCGGUGCUAAAGUGGGCGGGGCCAAACCCAUCCAGGCUCCGUCACAAGCAGCUAACGAGGAGCUAAUUAGCAUACCGGCUGCUAAUUACCCGCAGGGGUCGCGGCGGAAGCGGGAGCGGCGCAAGGAGGGGCGGCGGCCGCGGGGGGCGGAGCCUGAGCCCGAGGAGGCGGAGCUUAGCCGGCGCCUGCAGGCCCUGGCGGCCGCGGCCGACGAGGAGGAGGAGGAGGAGGAGGAGGAAGCUCCGGCGGCGAGGAGGGGAGGCAGGAGGGGAAAGGGUGGAAAUGUUUUUGCUGCGCUGAACCAGGAGCAGAGCGAGGAAGAGGAGGAGGAGGAGGAGGAAGAGAAGGAGAAAAAAGCAGCCAAGGGCAAAAGCAGCAAGGAGGAAGAGGAGGCUGAGAAGAAGAAGAAGAAAAACCUGAAAAAGGAGAAGCCCAAGGGGAAGAAGCAGGGAAGGCCCCCCAGCGAUGAUGAGGACGAGGCCGAAGGCUCCGAGGAGGCCCCGGGCAGGAAGGGUGGAAAUGUUUUUGCUGCGCUGAACCAGGAGCAGAGCGAGGAAGAGGAGGAGGAGGAGGAGGAAGAGAAGGAGAAAAAAGCAGCCAAGGGCAAAAGCAGCAAGGAGGAAGAGGAGGCUGAGAAGAAGAAGAAGAAAAACCUGAAAAAGGAGAAGCCCAAGGGGAAGAAGCAGGGAAGGCCCCCCAGCGAUGAUGAGGACGAGGCCGAAGGCUCCGAGGAGGCCCCGGGCAGGAAGAACAAAUUCGGGGCCCUGAGGGAUGAGGAAGAGGAGGAGGAAGAGGAGGAGGAAGGAGCCCGGAAGGGAAGCGAGAACGAGGACGAGGAGGGGGCGGGGCCGCGGGCGGGGCCGGACGCGCGCCUCAGCAAGAAGGAGAAGAAGAAAAUGAAGAAGCAGGCGGAGUUUGAGCGGCAGGUGGCGUCGCUGCGCGCGGCGGCCAUGACGGGCGAGGGCGACUUCGCGGUGUCGCAGGCCGAGCUCUCCUCGCGCCAGGCCAUGCUGGAGAACGCCUCCGACAUCAAGCUGGAGAAGUUCAGCAUCUCGGCGCACGGCAAGGAUCUCUUCGUCAACGCCGACCUCUUCAUCGUGGCCGGGCGCCGCUACGGCCUCGUGGGGCCCAACGGGUCAGAGCGGGCCGAGAAACGGCGGGUUUUGGCCGAUGACACACCUGCCGUCCAUGCCGUGCUCCGUGCCGACACGAAGCGCCUGCGGCUCCUGGACGAGGAGCGGCGCCUGCAGGCGCUGCUGGAGAGCGGCGACGACGCGGCCGCGGAACGGCUGGAGAAGGUGUACGAGGAGCUGCGCGCCAUCGGCGCCGCCGCCGCCGAGGCCAAAGCGCGGCGGAUCCUGGCGGGGCUGGGCUUCACCCCCGAGAUGCAGAACCGAGCGACCAGGAAGUUCUCGGGGGGAUGGAGGAUGAGAGUGAGUCUGGCCAGGGCCCUGUUCCUGGAGCCGACGCUGCUGAUGUUGGACGAGCCCACGAAUCACCUGGACCUGAACGCCGUCAUCUGGCUCAACAACUACCUGCAGAGCUGGAAGAAGACGCUGCUGGUGGUGUCGCACGACCAGGGCUUCCUGGACGACGUCUGCACCGACAUCAUCCACCUGGACGCCCAGAAACUGCACUACUACCGGGGCAACUACAUGACCUUUAAGAAGAUGUACCAGCAGAAGCAGAAGGAGCUGCUGAAACAAUUCGAGAAACAGGAGAAGAAACUGAGGGACCUCAAAGCCGGGGGGAAAUCCACCAAGCAGGCGGAGAAGCAGACGAAGGAGGCGCUGACCCGCAAGCAGCAGAAGUGCCGGCGCCGGGCGCCCUCCGAGGGCUCGGCCGAGGCCCCGGAGCUGCUGCGGCGCCCCCGGGAAUAUUCCGUGCGCUUCACCUUCCCCAACCCGCCCCCCCUGAGCCCCCCCAUCCUCGGCCUGCACGGGGUGGAUUUUGGCUACGAGGGUCAGGAGCUGCUGUUCCGCAACCUGGACUUCGGCAUCGACAUGGAAUCCCGAGUGUGCAUCGUGGGCCCCAACGGCGUGGGGAAGAGCACCCUGCUGCAGCUGCUCACCGGGGCCCUGACGCCGCUCCGGGGGCAGAUGAGGAGAAACCAUCGGCUGAAGGUGGGGUUCUUUAACCAGCAGGCGGCCGAGCAGCUGCGGCUGGAGGAGACGGCGGCCGAGUUCCUGCAGCGCAGCUUCAACCUGGCGCACCAGGACGCGCGGCGCUGCCUCGGCCGCUUCGGCCUUGAGGGCCACGCCCACACCCUGCAGAUCGCCAAGCUCUCGGGCGGGCAGAAGGCGCGGGUCGUGUUCGCGGAGCUCUCCUGCCGCGAGCCCGACGUGCUCAUCCUGGACGAGCCCACCAACAACCUGGACAUCGAAUCCAUCGACGCCUUGGCCGACGCCAUCAACGAGUACAAAGGAGCGGUGAUCGUGGUGAGCCACGACGCGCGGCUGAUCACCGAGACCAACUGCCAGCUGUGGGUGGUGGAGGAGCAGGGCCUGAGCCAGAUCGACGGCGACUUCGACGAUUACAAACGCGAGGUGCUGGAGGCGCUGGGCGAGGUCGUGGUGCACCGGCCCCGGGAGUGACCCCCGGCGCGACCGCGGUGACCAGAGUGACCCCCGGAGUGACCACAGUGACCACACGAGUGACCGCAGUGACCAGAGUGACCAGAGUGACCAGAGUGACCAGCAGAGUGACCAGCAGAGAGGCCGCAGCUCCCCGCAGUGACCAGCAGGGGGCAAAGGGAGAAAUAAAAGGUGGUGG
Messenger RNA from Passer montanus (Eurasian tree sparrow), 2774 nucleotides. It is a transcript of the gene ABCF1, whose product is annotated as ATP binding cassette subfamily F member 1. The annotation marks the transcript as partial. The record is from RefSeq and is a predicted model, not a curated record. NCBI's taxonomy places the organism in Eukaryota, Metazoa, Chordata, Aves, Passeriformes, Passeridae. Gene Ontology annotation, molecular function: ATP binding; ATP hydrolysis activity. The transcript has 25 exons.